GAGCGAGCGAGCGCACGCACGCGCGCGCGCAUUAAACCUGAUGCACUGAUCCCGACAUGGCCGUCAGUGUGUAACGGAGGGGAAUAAUAGUAAUAAUAAUAACAACGUUAAUACAAAGGAUUAACCACAGAAACACGGGAAAACCUCGCGAUCGGACGCAUAAGAGCGGCGAAUGGUGGGCGCGCGCUCUGACGGCGCGUUCAGGUGAAGCGGAAGCGACCUGCGCGCGCUGGAGUACACGGAGGAGAGAGAGAGAGAACAGACAGAGCUGGAUGGAGCGCCGCGCGCUGAAGGCCCGAGUGUGAUCAGGGAGGAAGUUACGAGGAGAUUACAGAAGCUGCUGUGAUGAUAUUUGGCCCCAGCAUGGUUUUCCCGUUAGUGCUGUCGUGAGCGUGUACAGGCUCGGGGGAGUGUCAGUGGGUCAGGGUGUUGGAUUGUAAGAGUGUCAGAGGGUCCAGGCACACCGGAGCACGUCAUGUGGCAGACGGGAUUCAUGGUAGACAAUCAUCUGCUCCGAAUUCCCAGAAUGGUGAACACGAGUAUGGCGACAAGCACCACAGACGUUACCACUACAACACCUUCACCUCAGGGACCCAAUAUCGUAGCGAUCGUUGUGCCAAUAGUGGUAAUACUAGUGCUCAUCCUAAUAGGAGUGCUGAUCUUCCUGUUCUGCACGGUGAGGAAGAAGAGGCAGACGGAGGGGACGUACAGACCGAGUGCUGAGGAGCAGACGGGCGCACGCAGCGUCGAGGCCCCGAAUGCACUCAAACUGCCCAAAGAGGAGAGACUCAUUUAAGACACACCGAGUGCUGCCAGGACAUGGUGUCGAAAAACACCCAGCAUUUCAGAAAAAACAAAGUUGGAUUUCUUUCGAAUGAAUCACAAAAGCACACAUUUGUGUGUGUGUGUGAGAGAGAUAGAGUGAGAGAGUGUUACAGCUGGUUACAGUUGCUGACGAGGAUGUCACACCUAUCAUUCUUCACUGUUAUACACUACCAAGAACUGAGGCGUGUCUAUGUGUCAUCCGGUCCAAUUGGUUCAUGAACUGAAAAUCAAGACCAAAACUUCUCUAAAGGUUGGGGGUGUGAUUACUUUUGGACUUUUAUUUUUUCCUAUUCUUGUUUUGGCCUGCUGCUGGAUACUGGACUGCAAGGAUAGUUUUAUAUAUAUAUAUAUGUAUGUAUUUUAAAAAGAAUUUAUCUAUGUUAUAUUCAAUUUUUUUAAAAUGUUGUUAGGUUAGUUAAAACCUGAACCACUAGGAUUAAGCACAAGUGAUUAUUACCUAUGAUUUAAAAACCUGAUUUUCCAGAAACCUCCCCAGCAAAAAAACACACACCAUCUCGCUUUUGUUUCAAUGAAACUCAUCCUGAAUGCACUUGAGUUAAAUUUGUAUUUGUAUGUUUUUUUUUAACCACAAAUCAGUCUAAGCAAAAAUUCAUUUUUGGACCUGAAGAUAAUUUAUUUGGUUGUCGAUUUCACCCCUUUUACCCAGCCCUUUCCAGUUAAGAUGAAUGCUAAUGCUGUUUGCAGUAGACACAAAGCACAGCGGUUGAAAAGGGAAAAAGAAAAAAAACAAAAACGCUUGAUUGCUUGUCCAAAUUUGCAAAUCUGGUCGAGAGAUAAAAAUGGAAAAACAAAUCCAGGUGGUUAAACACAGCUGAAGACAUUUCAUGCACAGACAUAUUACAACUGUUUGACUGUACAAAAGCAAAGACAUAUAUUAAAUUAUAAUUUAGUAAAAUGUACUUUCUUUGGAUUUCUUUUUGCAACUUCAGGA
Molecule: messenger RNA, 1777 nt
Organism: Clarias gariepinus (North African catfish)
Lineage: Eukaryota; Metazoa; Chordata; Actinopteri; Siluriformes; Clariidae
Gene: crb3a
Product: crumbs homolog 3a
Exons: 4
Coding region: 476-796 (106 amino acids)
Source: RefSeq, a predicted model, not a curated record